AGAACACCUUGUCCAUCAAGUCCACAUACAGCAAGACCAUUAAUUCUGUCUAGUGUCCAACACUUGACUGCUACAAGAAAGCCAAAAAUAUCAAAUAUGGAAGCUUCAGUUGGAGAUAUUUUGAUUGUGGGAGCUGGAAUUGCUGGCCUGACAACAUCACUGGGACUUCACAGGCUGGGAAUCAGAAGCUUAGUAUUGGAAUCAUCAGACACUUUGAGGGAGACAGGAUUUGCAUUCACUACUUGGAAUAAUGCCUGGAAGGCCUUGGAUGUUCUUGGCAUCGGUGACUCACUUCGUCAACCACAUCAGCAGCUCCAGGGGAUGGUGGUUACCUCCACUAUAUCAAGACAACCCCCUUCUGAGAGAUCAUUGAAGUCUGAAGGAAAACUUAGUGAACGUGAAAUUCGAUGUGUGAGAAGGAAGUUGUUGCUGGAAGCACUUGUGAGGGAACUCCCAAUUGGCACCAUCAGGUUCUCCUCAAAUGUGGUUUCUGUAGAGGAAUCCGGCUACUUUAAGCUGGUUCAUCUAGCUGAUGGCAGCAUCCUCAAGACCAAGAUUGAUGGAGUGAACUCAGUGGUGGCAAAAUGGCUUGGCUUGAAGAAACCAGAUUUUGCAGGAAGAUCUGCCAUCAGGGGAUAUUCAGAUUUUAAGUGCAGCCAUGGCCUUGAGCCCGAAUUCCUUGAGUUCCUUGGAAAAGGGGUUAAAUCUGGUUUCCCCCCCUGUGAUGAUCAAACUGUUUAUUGGUUUUUCACUUGGAGUACCUCCAGCCAAGAUAAAGAACUUGCAAGUCCAGCUGAGAUGAAGCAGUUUGUGUUGAGUAAGUUUAACAACUUACCUGAUAAAGUUAAGGCUGUUUUAGAAAACACUCCACUAGAAAGCAUUAUUUCCUCACCACUGAGAUAUAGGCACCCCUGGGAGGUGCUGUGGGGAAAUAUUAGCAAAGGCAAUGUGUGUGUGGCUGGAGACGCACUGCAUCCUAUGACACCAGACCUUGGCCAGGGAGCGUGUUCAGCCCUAGAAGAUGGCAUUGUUUUAGCCAGGUGCAUUGCUGAAGCCUUGACCAAAACACCCUGCCGUGAAUUAGACAAUGAUGAAUUUAGGAGGAUUGAAAUGGGACUGAAUAAAUUUGCCAAAGAGAGAAGAUGGAGAAGCUUUCAGCUCAUCAGCACAGCAUAUGUGGUUGGUUUUAUACAUGAAAGUAAAGGAAAGAUUAUGACCUUUUUGAGAGAUAAGAUUUUGCCUGCAUUCCUAACUGGAGUGCUGAUUAAGAGAGCUGAUUUUGAUUGUGGGGAGCUCAGCAUCCUGAAUGCCACCGCUUCUGUCUAAAACACCAGAUGGAGCAUCAAAAGCUCUGUAAAAUUACAAUAAAAAUGUGAUUGUUUUGUAAAUGUGUGAAGUCAAAAUGUUCUUAAGCAUUGUACUUGACAUAUCAUGUAAUGAAGUGUUCAUUUAUAAAUUAUGUGAGAAUCCCAUAUAUUUCUACAAACUGCCAGUUUCCCCCCCAUGAACUAUAUUUUAAUUCCUGAAUCCUUCUGGUGUUGAUUAGAGCCACUCUACCUCUUCCCUUUGUUUUAAGUGUAAAAGGAUUAUAAAAGCCAGCAUUUUGUGGACAAUAUUCUUAUUGUUUGAUAUUAGCAGGGCCAUGAAA
Molecule: messenger RNA, 1648 nt
Organism: Pistacia vera
Lineage: Eukaryota; Viridiplantae; Streptophyta; Magnoliopsida; Sapindales; Anacardiaceae
Product: monooxygenase 2-like
Exons: 6
Coding region: 97-1326 (409 amino acids)
Molecular function (GO): FAD binding
Source: RefSeq, a predicted model, not a curated record